UCACUUUUCUUUUUCUUUUAAUAAUUGAAGACACCGUCCGUUGAAAAAUUCUUGGUAAACAAUUUGAAUCCAAUCCCAUUAAAGUUAAGAUUUUCUGAAUAUAAAUGGUCAUAAGGACUCAUGAUUUCGAUCUUUUGCCUUGGACCGGACCACGUGAAUGAUGCCGAAAGAGAAAAGUCCUCUUCGGACCCUGCAGAGGGAAGGAGAUACAUUGAAAAAGGAGAUUGAUGCAUACAUGGAAGAAUGUGCAUUAGUUUUGGAUGAUUCAACUCUUAAGGACAGAACUUCACGAAUGAAGAAACUAUUUGAACGAUGUGGAACUUUGAGGAAAAAAUGCAAAGCACUUGAAAAAAAGCUUUCAAAUUUAUCCAAGGGUAAAGAGCCAAUAGUUAUACCCAACUUUGAUGAGGCUAGAUGUGAUGAGGCAGACCGUAUGCAUGCCCUUGAGGUGAGGUUGGGGAAAAUAGGCAGUAAACUGGAGCCUGAUGAAGUGGAGGAAUCUUAUUUCAACAAUAUGAAAGGUAAAGACAAAGCAAGUGAAAGACAGGGAAACAAGCCAUCAACUGGAUGGGCUGACAAUGAUAGCGAUGAUGAUGACGAUGAUGAUGAUGAUGACAGUGACGAAGAAGAUGAGGAAAAUGAAGGUGAAGGAGAAGAAGAAAGCAAGAUGGAAACUACCAAUCCAGAGGAGGAAAAUGAUGAAGAUGAUGAAAAGGAAGAUGAUGCAAAGAAGACAAAGUUAAAACGAUUAAGUGUAUUUCGACGUUCCAAGACUGAUAAAGGUGACGAUGAUGUAGAGAAAGACAAGAAAGACAAAGACAAAAAGGACAAAGACAAAAAAGAUAAAGAUAAAAAAGACAAGAAAGAAAAAGAUAAAAAGGGAAAAGAAAAGUCAGAGAAGGAAAAAGAAAAGGAAAAAGAAAAAGAACGUAAAGAACAAGAAAAGAAGGAGAAAAAAGAAAAGGAGAAAUUAGAAAAGGAAAGAAAAGAAAAGGAAAAGAAAGAGCAGAAGGAAAAAGAACAGGAAGAAAAAAGAAAGAAGAAAGAAAAGGAAAUAGCUGCAAAAUCAGCAAAAAGUAAGAAGGGGGAAGAUGGUGAUGCUAAAAAGGAAAAAGAUGAGGAUAAACGACCUGACUCACCUACUAAAAGAGGCUUUGGAGCUAAAUUAUUCAGUCGAGACUCAAAGAAACCCAAAACAGAUACAUCUAAGCAAGAAAUUGUUGAAGAUGGAAGUGAUGAUGAUGGCGAUGGUGAAGAUGAUGAAGAUGUGGAUGGAAUGGAUAGUGAAGAAGGAGAAAGAUCAGAAGAGGACAUGGAGGAGGAGGAAGAAGAAGAUGAAGAAGAGGAGGAAGAAGAGGGACCUGAAGAUCUUGAGGAGGAAGGAGAGGAAGAGGAGGAGGAUGAACAAGUCAAACAAAAGAAAGUUGAGGCUAAACAGGACAAGAAGAAAGGAUGGAGCUUAUUCCGCAAAGACAAGUCACCUCAAAGGCAAAUCAAGAAGGAGAAUGAAAAGGAUAAUAAGAAAAAGAAGAUAGAAGACAAAAAGCAAGUAAGAGUACAGGAAGAAGAAGAAGAGGAGGAAUAUGAAGAUGAGGGUGAAGAAGAAGAAGAUGAGUAUGAAGAUGAGGAAGAGGAGGAGGAGGAGGAAGAGGAGGAAUCAGAAGAGGAACAAGUGGUGGUGAAGGGCAAGAAACCUCAAAAAGUUGAAAGUGAAGAGGAAGAAGAAGAUAGUGAAGAAGGUGAAGAAGAGGAAGAGGAGGAAGAAGAACUAGAUGAUGAUGAUGAAGAAGAGGAAGAAGAAUUAUUUGAUGAAGAAUCUGAAGAGGAGAGUUUCAAACCUCCUGAUGAAGGGAUGGAUUUAUUUGAAGCUGUUUGUGAUUUUGAUGGUGAAGAGGAUGAUGAUCUUAACUUUAAGAGAGGUGCUAUUCUUACUAUCCUCAAUGUAAGGGAGGAUGGUUGGUGGAUGGCUGAAGAUGAAGAGGGUAAUAAAGGUCUGGUACCAAGUACAUACCUCAAGCUAAAGAAAGAGCACAAUGACUACAGAGAUGUGCAAUCACCUGAGGUUGAUGAGAGUGGACAGCAGGAUGAAUUGAAUGAGAGUGGUAAAGAGCUAUGGAGAGGUCUUAGAAAGUCAGUUACUGAGACUGGAGUUACUGAUGUAUUAGCAGCAAUGGGUGCUAUACCAGCUGGAUUCAGACCUUCUACUACUGCUAGACAUCUCAAGUCAGAUGCCUACACUCUGUGCAACUUCUUAAAGCCUCGCUUCACAGAGUCUUGUCUAGGGUUCCAGGACCUGAACUGGUCUCCCCAUGAGAACCAGAUACGAGCUAAGACAGUCCGUCUUCAGAAGAUCUUGACCAUCCUCAUGGUCCGUAAUAUGCCUGCUUGUGGUGUAGGAAUUGAAAUCCGAAGUCGGCAUGUCAGAAUCUGUUUCUUUAAUGGGGACAAGAUUCUCAGUAACAUCCACACCAUACAAGCCACAUGGAACAAAAAUGAUCCUAAGACAUGGAGGUUCUCACCAAAGGUUACAUCCCUACUACCUAGUAUAUUAGAUGGAGAUUGUUUUAUACGGUCAUCUCAUACAGAAGAAAAUAUAGGUCUUCUAUUUGAACUGUGUCUUUCGUACGUGAGACCGAAAACUGGAGAGAAAGGAGAAUUAAGCUGUGGAUGGGUCAAUGUACCACUCUAUGAUACAUCAACUGGAGCACCAAUAGUUAAUAAAAUGUAUGACCUUCAAGUGCAAGGUGGGACGCCCUAUGAACAGGAAGUAGAAGUUGACCCCUCCAUCAGUAGGAGAAAAGAUUCAACAAGUUCAACAGGCAGCUCAAGUAAAUUCCGUUCAAUGAUGUCUGCAAACAAGCAACCAAGACUUCAGAUUAAAUUCAUCACACCAACCAAAGAACAGAAACCUCUGUUAGACAUGUUACCAGAAACGAUUGUCAGCUCUCUCAGCUACCUUCCAUUCCUCAGUAUAUUCCGUAAUCUUCAAGCUGUAGAGGUCCUACGGGAUAGGAUAGAUCUCCAGAAUGCAGAUCUGAUUCAUGACCCAGUGCUGGCAAAUUUUCCUGAAGCCACAAAAUAUCCUGACAUCAUGGAUGCAUUAAGGAGUUGCUGGGCAGACAAGAAACUUAAGAACAAGAAGAUUGACAAGAAGAAUCCAGAGCAGAUGAAGGAGCUAUUCAUGACAACCUUCAUGGAUUCAGUGUAUCCUAUUAUGAGAUUACCAUCAUUACCUCCUUACAAGUGGGCUGAUGAAGACAGAGACAUUGAGAGAUGGCAGGUGAUCUCAGAGUUUCUUCAGUCAAACAAACAGAAAGGGAUCCUUGCCUCCUUCUUGGCUCCUGGUGGAGAACACACUCCUUUUGACAUGACAGAGGUGGCCUUCAAUCUGUUUGACUCCUUUCAAGAACUCAAGUGAUUGUCCUCAUCCAAGGGAUCAAUCCUUGCCUUGUUCCAAGCUCAGGAUAGAGAACAGUCACACAAUGAAGGUCCAUUCCAUUCAAUCUUGCCUCAUGUUUAGUUCAAGAUGGAGAUCGGUCAUGUUGACACAACUAUGGUUCAUGGAUGCCUUUAGAUAACUGUAGUGAUUGUUCUACUCCAAAUCCUUUCAUCUUUUAUGGCAUAGAGUGCACUCUUUUUGACCAAAGAGAUAUUACCUCCAAUCAUCUGAUCUAUUGAAGUGAUCGGCCUCAUUACUAUUGCCCAUUGUCGCCAAUCUCCUGGAGUAAAUACAAGAACUAUCUGUGCACAUCCAUUGCCUUUGAUCUUCUGGAUACCUCAUUCCAAGAACUGGAUUGAAUUGACCUCAUUAGUUCCUGAUGGAGGAAUGGUCCUGUUGAUGGGAUGAAAGACAUGAUGGAAAUUUGUACAAGUUGAAAGACUUGAAUCACAUUAGAAUACCAGAGAAAGAAUGUUAUAAACAUGUAACUGAAAUCCCUUAUCUCUUUUAUUUUGAGAUUAGUUCUUUGGAUUUGUCGCAUGGACCCUAUAGUCUUUAUGGACAUAAUUGUGGUUUACGCUGAAGAAAGACGCGUAAGGGGCGUAAAAAGAAAGCAAAGGACCGAAUCAAUUCUUAUCAGAGAUGCCAACUUGUAUUUUGAUUUUAUUGCCAACAUUUUUUCUUUUUUUUUGGAGGGGGAGGAUUGACAAAGUACUUGACAAAGUACAAGUAUUUCCAAAUUCCCAUUGAGUUUCAAAUGUCCGUACACUCAUAUUUAAGGGAUUCAUGUAAGUUGAGAGUAUUCUUUGGUGCUCUUUGACAGAAAAAAAAUGAGCAAAAAUAUCUGAAAUAAACAUUAAAAUUUCAAAAUAAUACAUCAGAAUUCCCUUCAAUGAAUACUCAUCUUUUAAAGAUGAAAAAAAUCAUGAGGUUGUAGUGUUUUUUCUGCUGUUGGAUAAGAAAAAUGGUUGUCAGCUGUGUGUAAUUCACAUUUGUAAGGGAUAAUUACAGAUGGAUCUGUAAACUGCCAUGUACUUAAAAUGAGAAUCUGCCAUGUACUUAAAAUGAGAAUAUCACCGUGCUCGUUGCAUUCUGCACUGAAUUUUGUAUUGUAAACUGUUACACUCGGGGAAAGAUGCUAAAUUCUUUUAAAAUGUACUUGUAAAUAUUAAAAUGUUUUGGACCUGCUAUUUAAUACUGAUAUAUGUGAGUUUUGAUUAUGGUAAAACAAAAAUUUCAGGAAACAAGAUUAUUUCAAAUUCAUAGUAAAUUUGUAUUAAAAUAACACAUUAUUUACUUAUUCUCUGAUUUGUGUUUUAGAUUCAUGUUGUACUACAGUGCGUAUCAAAAAAAAGUUUA
Messenger RNA from Lytechinus variegatus (green sea urchin), 4798 nucleotides. RefSeq names its product nephrocystin-1-like (gene nphp1). Gene Ontology annotation, biological process: protein localization involved in establishment of planar polarity. The coding region runs from base 158 to 3418 and encodes 1086 amino acids. Gene Ontology annotation, cellular component: cytoplasm; cilium. Gene Ontology annotation, molecular function: protein binding. The transcript has 29 exons. The record is from RefSeq and is a predicted model, not a curated record. NCBI's taxonomy places the organism in Eukaryota, Metazoa, Echinodermata, Echinoidea, Temnopleuroida, Toxopneustidae.